This is a messenger RNA of Xylaria bambusicola, 2455 nucleotides long. RefSeq names its product fungal-specific transcription factor domain-containing protein. Bases 155 to 2137 code for a protein of 660 amino acids. The record is from RefSeq and is a predicted model, not a curated record. The transcript has 5 exons. Gene Ontology annotation, molecular function: DNA-binding transcription factor activity, RNA polymerase II-specific; sequence-specific DNA binding; zinc ion binding. Gene Ontology annotation, biological process: DNA-templated transcription; positive regulation of transcription by RNA polymerase II. Lineage: Eukaryota; Fungi; Ascomycota; Sordariomycetes; Xylariales; Xylariaceae.
GCAGAGCGCCGCACAACACCAGGCCUCACAUAUAUAGCCACCAGCGUAAGCUGGUGUCCCCCUGAUCGGAUGUCCGUCGCACCGAUCCUCUUUCGCUAACAGCUUAAGUACAGCAGCGCCUUGGGUUGGCUCUUCACCCAACCAUCACUCUAUAAUGUCCGCACCCCCUUCGGGCCCAUCACCUGUUGUUCCUGCUGCCGCCGAUCCCAAGGGGACUUAUAAUCCGCGAAAGAGAGGACGGACUGCCUGUACGAGAUGCAAACACAGGAAACAGAAGUGUGAUGACCAGUGGCCAACAUGCUCCAAUUGUAGCAAGGCGGGCACGGAAUGUGACAAAUCUGCCGUGUCCGAAGACGAGCCUCCGGCAGCAUACACUCGCGCACUGGAGCAGCGGAUUGCCGUUUUAGAGGCUCGUCUAUCCGAGCGGGUUCACCAGCAGGAACCAGACCUGCCCCAACCGCAGACUAGCAGCAUUCGGACCCAGUCCCAGAACAAUGUCCUCGCUGAGGCUGUUGAGCUACUUGCCCUCGGGAACAUCGAGGCUCCUGCUUACGUUGGCGCCUCCUCGGGCCUAAACUUGGCUUUAACCUUAGGUGAGAUGGUUCAAGCAACUGUCUGGAACAAGGCAUUGCCUUUCGAUGCCAAUGGGUCUCGUUCCAGCAGUACUGACGGCUCUGGGAAUUCUAGAGGAGCUCGUGCUAUCAAUAGACAAGAAAUGGUUGCUCGAAGCGCGGAGCCGCCGGCCGAUGAGCACGGUACUGCCCUUGUUAAUGCCUACUUGAACCAACCCCAGACUCGGUAUCCUUUCCUUGACGAAAGAGAGAUUUGGGACUUACACGCAAAGCGUAUGACGCUCAAUACAACUCCCGUACAGCAGCUGACCAAAGCUGAACGCUUUGGGUUAUUCAAAUUGUACAUGGUGUAUGCUAUUGGUGCAAUGUUGAUACAACUUACAGAAAGAAACACCCCAACUCCACCAGAGAAUUACUACAUGACCGCCUUGCAACACCUGUUCACUGCUCGUGAGUCAAAGACAACUCAGAAUGUAGAGGCUAUGGUGCUUCUCGUCUUAUACCAUAUCCGAAGCUCUAGUUAUGGCAUAUGGUAUAUGAUUGGUCUGGCAAUGCGGACUUGUAUCGAUCUAGGAUUACAUACGAGGCGACAUGAGAGCAACUUGGAUCAUAACACGAUUCAAAUGCGCCGGAGGCUAUUCUGGAGCGUUUACUCAUUAGAACGGACUAUUGCGAUCUGCUUAGGACGGCCGCUGAGUAUACCAGAUAGGCAGAUUGAUGUGGAUUUACCAUUAGACCCCGAAGAUGAGGCCUGGAGCGAGAUAACACCUACGCCGCCAGUUAAGAAAAGGUCCUUCUCAAUGGCGAUCUGGCUCUUCAAAAUGAGACGAAUCGAAUCACGAAUUCAGUUUUCAAUUUAUCGAGCUGACAAGCCCCUUUCAGCACUUACAUCCAAAAUGAAUCAGCUAUAUCAAGACCUAGAAUCUUGGAAGACAUCCCUCACUGAGCGCUUCGGCGAUGUUGAUCUGAACUAUCCAAUGUUGCACUACCACCGCGCUGUCCGCUUGUUGAUACAACCGUUUCUACCACUAUUACUACCGUCUGAUCCUUAUUAUUUAAUAUGCCUUCGCGCAGCCGGCGGCGUUUGUCAAGCACAUAAAAGACUACAUCAAUCACUGGAGUAUGGGCAUUCCUUUAUUGCUGUGCAGCACGUGUUCGUCGCUGGAAUAACUUUACUGUACGGUCUUUGGACGCAACAACACGCCAUAUGGUCUUACAGCUUGUCGAACGAUAUUCGGGCUUGCUCGUUGGUACUUUUCGUCAUGGGCGAGAGAGCACCAUGGGUGAAAAAGUACCGCGACGCUUUCGAAGUGCUUGUCAAUGCGACUAUGGAGAAAUUGGAAAAUGGUGUUAAUAACCUGGCCGAGACAGCAGCAGUGCAGAUGAGGAACGUAACGAACAGCAACACUGACUUCACAACCGAACAGUUUGACAACCUUGCCGACGGCGAAGAAGGAGAUGCCUGGAAAGUUGUUGCCGAACUUGCCAAUUGGAUUGACCAACCGGAAGGCUCACUGGUCUGGAUGCCGGACUUUGAGUUACUCCAAAAUCUGUCACCUAUGUAACGAUCGGAGUAUUAUUUUGCAUUUUCAUGAGAGCAAUUUCACGUAGUAUAUUAUCGAUCCCCUGACCUAUGAAUCGCAACGUUAGCCUCAUCGUCUGAACUCCAGUCUCAGAUGGAUACCCAUUGGUUCCCCAUCUUGCUCAUCAUUCCUUCUUUCCCGCAGCUUUGGUCCAGCAUUUUUCAGAGAUAGACAUCCAGUAGUUCAGUAUGCAUAUCGAAUGAAUCAAGAGUUAGCAAUCCUUUUCUACGGGCCGAUAUGUUGAAGUCUAUAGAUAGUGUCUACUCGCCGCUCACCUCAACUGGCUAGGUAUACUAUAAG